Messenger RNA from Phaeoacremonium minimum UCRPA7, 1182 nucleotides. RefSeq names its product putative siderophore iron transporter protein. Gene Ontology annotation, biological process: transmembrane transport. The coding region runs from base 1 to 1182 and encodes 393 amino acids. NCBI's taxonomy places the organism in Eukaryota, Fungi, Ascomycota, Sordariomycetes, Togniniales, Togniniaceae. The transcript has a single exon. The record is from RefSeq and is a predicted model, not a curated record. Gene Ontology annotation, molecular function: transmembrane transporter activity.
AUGCUUGCCUUCGCGACGUCGCCGUACAUUGUCACCACUUGGAUCGGUGGGCCGAUGGCCGACAGCAUCUUGGCCGGUCCUGGCUUCCGAUGGGGCUUUGGUAUAUUUUGCAUCAUAACCCCCGUGGUGGUUGUACCACUCUGCCUACUGUUCCUUUGGGGCGAUCGAAAGGCAAAGAAAGCUGGCGUCAUUCCGAAUAGACACACGAAUAUCACCCUGAAGUCUAUCAAGGAUUAUUGCAUCGAGGUUGAUUUGUUUGGCCUCUUGUUGCUGGCGGCGGGCAUGUCGCUAUUCCUACUUGGGCUGAGCAUCUGGUCAUACCAGGCCCAGCAAUGGCGGUCUCCGAUGAUCAUCUGCAUGCUCGUUUUUGGAGCUCUUCUUAUCAUUGCUUUUGUUCUAUACGAGAAGUAUUUGGCUCCGGUCACCUUCAUCAAAUACGAACUCUUGGCUGAUAGAACGGUGUUCUUCGCUGGCGUAAUGUUUGUCUUCGUUUUCUUCAACUCGGCCGUUUGGGGAAGUUACUUUGUUUCUAUGCUGCUGGUUGUCUGGAACCAGAGUGUCACCGAAACAACAUAUAUCAGCAAUAUCUACCGCGUUGGGUCAUGUUUCGCGGCAAUACCCAUCGGAUACGCCAUUCGAUACACGGGAAGGUUCAAAUGGGUCGCACUAUACUACGGUCUUCCCCUAAUGAUGCUUGGCGUUGGGCUUAUGAUCAAAUUUCGACAGCCCGACAGCUCAAUUGGCUAUGUGAUCAUGACGCAAAUAUUCGUUGCAUUUGCAGGAGGCCCUCUAGUCAUCGCCGGUGAGAUGGCCAUGAUGGCACCAUCGGAUCAUCAGUACAUCGCCACGAUCAUCGCCAUUCUCGAUCUUUUCGGUAGUAUCGGUACCGCUUUGGGAUCUGCCGUCUCAGCGGCCAUCUGGACGGGGACUUUCUUACCUGCUUUACGGAAGCAUCUCCCUGCGACAGCCCCUGUAGAAAGGAUUUACAGUAGCUUGUACAUACAACUUGCUUAUCCGGUCGGAAACCCAACGAGAGUUGGUAUCAGUCUAGCAUAUGGCGAGGCCCAACGAUAUAUGCUCAUUACUAGUGUUUGUCUCUUGGCUGGUGCAUUUAUCGCGGUUGCUCUUUGGAGGGAUAUCAAGAUCAAGGACAUCAAACAGGUUAGGGGAACUGUGGCUUGA